Malania oleifera is the source of this 701-nucleotide messenger RNA. RefSeq lists its product as uncharacterized. Bases 76 to 324 code for a protein of 82 amino acids. The record is from RefSeq and is a predicted model, not a curated record. The transcript is spliced from 2 exons. Lineage: Eukaryota; Viridiplantae; Streptophyta; Magnoliopsida; Santalales; Ximeniaceae.
CCGUUUUCCCCCCCUGCUUCAUACUUUCGUUUGAGAGAGAAAGAGGGUUUAGCUGCAAAACUGCAAAAUUUGAAGAUGGCGAGCGAGGCCAGGAGCAGUAGCAACAGCAAUGGAGGAGGGGGUUUCAGGUCAAGAAUGGAGCACUACCUCUAUAGUGGCGAUAAGAAGCACGUCAUGGCAGGAAUCGCUGUCAUCACCGUAGUCUUUGGAGUUCCUUGGUUCCUCAUGAAUAGAGGAGCAAUGCAUCAGUCUCAUCAGGAUUACUUGGAAAGAGCUGAUAAAGCACGGAGUGAAAGACUCUCUUCAGGUUCGUCUGCCAAAUGAUGCAUGGAAGCUUUCCAUUAAAGAGGGUGGUUUCCUUCAGCUCCCUUUUUGACACAAUGCGUACUAGUCAUCGGUUGUUUGAUACUGGUUUUGUCCCUUCUGCAUGCGACAAGUUUCCCUCAAAUUCAUAAAAAAAGGUUUUGAAAAACAAUUAGGGGUUUCAUUAGACUUCAUUCUUGCAUUUGGAAUCUGUAUUGUGUACAGAGUUGAUAUUUUCUUCUUAAAAAGGAACUCUGAUGUUGGAAGUUUCUCCAAUAUGCUGAUUAUUGUUGCAGGGCAGGGCCAUUUAUUAUAGUAUGACUGGUUGGUACAAUUUUUGUUGAUUGGAUGAUUUGAAGUAAUAGAUACUGUGGAGUUCCUUCCAUGUUCGUUACCAA